Messenger RNA from Penicillium brasilianum, 5274 nucleotides. Lineage: Eukaryota; Fungi; Ascomycota; Eurotiomycetes; Eurotiales; Aspergillaceae. The record is from the annotation of a GenBank genome assembly.
CUUUUUUCCGUUUUCCCCAGCGACUAACCACCUCAAGAAUAAUUAUCCAAAGAGGGUCCAGGAUGAUGCUGCAUAUGCAUGACUUGCCUCAACCCGAGAAAAUCAACAAUCUCGAUUCUGGGGUUGCAUGAUUAGGGCUCGUCUCCAGAUGACGUCUCGUUUUCAAACUAUGUACCACCCCAGCCCCCCUGUCCGUUUUAAAUUCCAUCGGGCCGAAUUGAUUGAAUAUUGGACCCAACGAUUCUGCCUAUCAACUGGGUCUGGCUAUGGAUUGAACAUGUCAGAGUUUGGGAGUCGGUCCCCACCAGCCUUGCCCCAUUGUUUGGCAACUGGCGCCCGAAACCCGUUGAUGCCCAAUACCCGCAUGGCGACCAGCAAUUGGUUUCGCUUCGGUUCAGAAUGGAAUCUUCGUUGUUCCCUGGCGCGUCGAUCAGCAUUACGCUUGGCUGGAGCUGACUGGUCUUUUCAAGGGUGAGAUAGGUAGGAUUCUAGGAUGGGGAACCAGCAUCCACACUAAGGUUCGGUCCGCAGUGGUCUUUUUCCAUGGCGAGAACCGUGUGGAUGGGCGAGUCGAACUAGUUGGCGGGUUUGGAAACGCACUGUUCUUUUUUUUGACCCUACUGUCUUUUGCCCAUCCACACAAUCCCCCCUUAUAGUUGGGUGCAUUUAAUAUUCACUUCUGUGACUUUUUCGCUUUUUCCCCUCUCUUUUCUAUUUUUUAACACUGGUUGUACUGUACACAAUAUCCCGUCGGAUUCCAUCCCAUCCCUCCAGACUCUAGAAUUGAGAUCUGGACUUGCCCAAAAGCGUCUGUGUGCUGGGACAGGCUGCCUCACUUUCGCGUAUCACCCGCAUUUGUGCCCACUUGGCCAAGUGAACUUGAAAAGAUCAGAUCAACUGAUUCUCUGCCCGAUACUCCUCGCUCGGGGCGCCUGGAUUCGAUUAUUUCCUGACAUCCGAGAAUUCGGGGUCUCUAGUUCUACGCUACCCUGUGUAGACCUGUUUUGGGCUAUAUCUCGAGGCACUGCCGGGGCAACUUGCAAAUGUACAGUGCAGAGCAGAGAAGCCCCAUCUAUCAGCCGACUGGAACAUUCACUUGACUCAUUCCUGCUCGAGAUCAUUCAUUGAUCCUAUUGGGAACACGUCUUCUUCCUAUUCUUUUACCAUCCGACUGCCUCGGGCACGCAUCAUUCAACCGUGAUGGGUCUGGGUGGCAAGAAGGCCAAAGCCAAGGAGAAGAAUGGCAAGGCCGGAGCAAAGCUGAAGAUUAAGAAGGCGAAGAGUCCCGAAGUUGCUGCAGUUUCGGAGCCUACCGAAGCCAUCGAGACAAUCGAAGACCAGACGACAAUCGAAGACCAGACGACAAUUGAAUCCCCUGCGCCUGCCAGUCCAGAGCUUGUGCUACAAGAUCCAGAAUCAAACCACCCAUCUGGACCAGCAGUUGAGCCAGCAAUUGAACCAGUACUUGAACCAGUACUUGAACCGGUGCUUGAACCAGUGCUUGAACCAGUGCUUGAACCAGUGCUUGAGCCGGUGCUUGAACCAGCAGUUGAAAUAGCAGUUGAACCUGUGCUUCAACAAUCCAUUUCGAUCGAAGAUUUCCUGGAGAAGGAGGCUGAUUCGGCACCCUCUUCACCUUCGCCUUCGCCUUCAGCGCCUGUAGCGCCCCUAGAACCUCCAGCAACCCUUGACAACGAGGAAGCACAUGACGAACGACCAUCUGAACCUUUGAAUGAACAUCAAGCUGAAGACGACCACUUUCGCGAUCACCUCAACGGCCCUCGCGUUCAUCGUCGUGAUAGCCGUCGCGCCAAAAAGGUCAAGAAAUAUCUUGACGACUAUAACGACGAGCAAGCGUCUCUUCCAACGACUCGCAGAGGCACGCCCGAGCCUCAAUCCGUCGCUGAUCCAAGGUACUCGACUUAUGAAGAGGCCUAUCCUCACUAUCCGGCCUACCCGACAUAUCCGACAGAGUACCCAGAUAGGCAUCUUGUUGCAUCACCUUUUGCCCCCUUCUCACCUACACCGGCACUGGUGCCUCUUCCAUCUCCAUCGUUGACCGAAGCACGGUUUAUGUCAAGUGCCUCUCCUGAGGCCCAUUACUAUCCCUAUCAUCCACCUCCUCCCCUUCCAUACUCACCGUACGCGGUGCCUGCAUACUCUACACCGUACUACCACUCCCCCGUUCCAAAAGUCAGUAGUCCACUGGCUCGUUCUCAUUAUUCUUACGUGUCGCCCACUAUGUCACCCACCGCCACCCCUCCUCCUCCACCUGCAGCUCCAGCAGCUCCGGCUGCCUCAACACCUGCAAUGCCGCCUCCUCCUUCAGUAGCAGGAAGCUAUUCGACGGCUCUUCACUCUCCCGUCAUGAGCUCAGCCGGUAUGAUCCCGCCUUAUGGCGCGUAUACUCCUCAGCCACUAGAUGGCCACUAUAUGCAUCGGAGCUAUAGUGUCUCUGACCAGCCUUACGCCGCAUCAUUCCAAGCCAUUCAAAACCUCGGUCUGAAUAAUGGCCAAGUGAAUGAGAAUGGAACCAUCUCCCCACCCGAAAAUGAUCAGGAACAUAUCGAACUGCUUCACCGGAUUCAAUCAGCUAUCCCUGACAUCAACCGUCUUCUCCAUGGGUUCCGUCACACCCAUACCAGACUUAGUAGCCGCGAGGCCGAGAUGAAGCAGAUUGGCAACCAACAUGAGCAAGCCCUCAUGCACAAGGACUUCUACAUUGAAGCGCUGCAGUCUCAAAUGAAGAAGACCGCUAGCGAGAGUGCCGAGGAAUGCGCCAAGCUCAAGAAUACCAUCAAUGAGCUGCGUCUAGAACUAGGUGAUCUGCAGGAGAAGCAGAAAGAUCUUGAAGAUGGCCUAGCUGGCCAUCAAAAGUCCAAUGAGGAGCUUUCACAGAGCAAGUCCGAGCUCGAGGCGGAGAUUGAAAAGCUGAAGGCGAGCAUCAAGGAGGCUCAGGAGACGCAUCAGAAAGAGCUCGAGACACAGAAGGAAGAUCAUGCAAAGGCCUUGACCACGCAGAAGCAAGAACUGACCGAACUCUUCGAGGAGAUCAAAAAUGAGGAUGAGAAGGCCGCCGCAGAGACGCUGGAAGCGCGGGAGAAGGACCUGCAAUACCAGCACGAGUCAGCCAAGGAGGAAUGGGCGAAGGAGAAGAAGCUGAUGGAAGAUACACUGGAGACUCAGCGCGGUGAACUGGAUGCUACCAAGUCCGAGCUUGCCUCCAAAAUUGCCACUCUAGAGACCAAGGAGAGCGAGCUGGAGACACGGUUGGCUGAGCUCAACACCACCCGCGAAGAGGUCGCUACCAAGGUUGCCGAACUAGAAGCGAAGGAGAAGGAGUUGGAGGAAACCCGCCAAAAGAAUGCCCAAGAACUGGAGGCUCUUUCGCAGGGCCAUGCCGGUGAACAAGAUACCCUUCGAUCCGGCCACUCCGUCGAACUCGACACUCUCCGUCAGACUCACAGCGAGCAACUCGCCGCUGCCGCAAAAGACCUCAACGAGAAGAUUGCUGCCAUUGAAGCGAGCUUCCUCGAGCAAGAGAAGCACUGGGAGGCAGAACGAGCUGCGCUGCAGAAGCUGCUGGCCGAAAAGGAUGAGGAGUUGAACAGUGCUGAACGCGAGAAGGAUAAGCUGGAGGGUCAUGGGUUGAUCAAGGAGCAGCAGCUCCAACGCGCGGUGGAGGAGAUGAAAUCCACGAUCGACCAUUUGGAUCAAGACUGUGAUCGACUGCGCAGGACGCUGAUGAGUCUCGGUGAGGCGACUGACCUGAAGACGACCAAGGGCGAUCAAUUCUUUGUGGACUGCUUCACCCAACUCUCCUCUCUGAUCGCCACCCUCUCCCACGAACAUUUCGCUUACCUCCCCAUCGACCCACCAAAAGACAUUCUCUCCAAGAUUCCCUCCGAACUCCCUUCCUUCCUCGACAACACCCCUCCAUCUCGAGUCCUUCGCGCCGCUUACAUCCAACACGUCGUCUCCAAAACCAUCACCUAUCGCGUCUUCCAACCCUUCCUCUUCACCCUCGGCCGCCGCUACGACAAAGCAGAUACCUUCUUCCAGAUGCUCUCCAUGGAUAUCCGCCGCAAAUCCGUCCGCCGUGAAGCGUUCUGGCGUCAGCAAACCCUGAAAGCGGCAUACACCACCUCCGACGCCAAACAAUCCAUCAACGUCGCCGCUGCCGUCAUCGUCGAUGAGAUUAUCGAUCACAUUCGUCAUUUCGCCGAUCCCCGUCAACUCGAUUCCCUACUCACCGCAGUCCGGAAAAUCGUCAAACUCGCCGCCGAGACAUGGCGCCAUGCCCGCGUCGAGCGUGAGCUCGUGCUAGCCUCCUUCCCAGCCCCGGACGCAGAAGCCAUCGACAACGAGGGCUGGAACGAGUACGCUGCCGCUCCCAAGGAAGAAUGUGCCGGCCCUAAACCGGAACAUAGUCGACACGUCGUGCUCCGCACGUUCCCGCGAGUCCUCCGCGAAGCAGCACACGAGGAUUUCGCAGUCGGUCCGGAUCGCGCAACCUCUUGCGUGUAUUCAUGCGGUGAGGUGUUGUACUCGGAUUCCCCGGUGAUCAUGGCUCGGUUGCAGGAGUUGGUGAAGAAGGCACCUGAGCCGGUGGCUGUGGUAGAGGAGGAGACGAAGGAGAAGGUUGAGGCGGUUCCGCUUGCUCCGCUUUCACCACCGAAUACACCCAAGCAAGACCAGGAGGCGGAGGUGAAAGUUGAACCGGUCAGUAUAUCUGAGCCGGUUGUGGCGGUGCGGAGCUCGACUCCAGUUUCUGUGAAGAGUCCUCCUCCUGUGAGGAGCGCGACGCCCGUGCGAAGUCCAACGCCGGUGCGGAGUCCGACGCCGGUCAAGAUCACCGCAUCUUCGUCGGUGCCUGAGAGUCCGAGGGGCAAGGGUCAGCCAUUUAAGGUGUGAGGUUGUGAAGAUUGAAGGACUUUGUUUUUGACUGAUUUUAUCUUUUGCUUUUUAUGUUGCUUUUUUGUUUUUUCUGAUUCAUGUCGUUAGCGUUCAAGCUGGAUGCGCAAGCUUUAUAUCUCCGUGUUGUCUCUUAGAUUGAUUUUCUUGUUCUUGUUGAUGUUAUUAGCGUUGAUGUUGGGAUUUGAUUAGCGCCAAGACGUUGGAUAUGCGAAUGUUUUUCGUUUCUUUAUAUUCUUUUCUUUGGUCUUUACAUUUAGCGUUGAGUUAGGUUGAAGGGCUCAUGUAUGGUCAAUGCAUUAGUUAGUUAUUUCGAUAUAGUUGAAUCAGCUACGGCGAGUUACAGCAACCCAUCCGUCC